AUGGCACGUCUCUUGCAGCUUCACCGUCUUGAUACCGUCAAGGCCCGAGAGGAGAGACAGCGCAAUGGAUGCAAUAUGAUCGAGCUUGAGGUUCAGCGAAGGAUUUGGUGGCACAUGGUCGCGGAUGACUGCCGAGUAACAAUCAACUACAGGCUAAUGAGUUUUGCGGGAGGCCCGUUUGAUGGUGUCUACUCUUUCCAUCCGCAGCACAUGAAGGUGGAUUAUCCGAAGAAUGUCGACGAUCACCAUAUCACGGCCUCCAUGCCAGGACCUGACCUGCCACUCUCUACACCCACAGCGAUGUCUACUUUCCUAGCACGCGUCAGAUUUGCCACCCUCUGUCGUGAGAUUGUAGAUAUCAUGGGGCCAACUUUACUAGAGGGCAACGAACCCGAGUACAGUGUCGUCUUGGAAAUAGGACAAAAACUGCAGGAUCACCUUGAUGAACUGCCUCCUUUUCUCAGACUAGAUUCCGACAGUAUAAGAAUGAGCCAGGAUGAUUGCACGCAGCGACCCGAUCUUGUGUUGCAACGACUCACCACCAACUUUAGUAUUCACGCACGCAUUUGCCGACUUCAUCGCCUGUAUCACCUAGAGGGCUCGCUGAAUCCAGAGUACGCAUACUCACGUACCAUGUGCAUCCGGUCUGCUCACCGGGUCCUGGAGCUGCGUCGUGCUAUGGACCAGGUUGGGACAGAAGCAGGCUGCCACCCAGCCCGUUUUUGGAAGAUUACGCAACAUGUGUUCCUCGCGGCCUUGACCCUGGCAACAGAUGUUUCCAUCAAUCCCGAGGGACCGGAUGCGGAGGACAGGAAGGCCAAAGUGAUGGCGGCAUACAAAACCUUGGAGAGCUCUAAAGAGGACUCAAUCACGCUUGUGGAGACGAUCCAGAAGAAUUUACAGGCUCUGAUGACAACUCUCGAGUCAAGGCGAACGGCUAAUCCGUCGUCCUUGCGCAGAGCUCAAAUAGCACGGAGACCUGAAACCGUGACAGCGCAACGUUCUCUUUCCCAGCACCCGCCACAACUGUAUCCUAUCGGAUCAGAGGUGAGAGGUGAGCCUGGGUUGGAUUCAAUGAUCCAGGAUGUCCCAAUUUCAGUUGAUGGUAGUGUUUCCGCAAUGGAUAGCAGCAGCUCUGGGGUGGAUCAGCUAUGGGACGACUUCUGGGCUGUGGCCCCGGAGUUGGAGGCUACAGACUGGAAUAUGUUGCUAGAAGACAUGUACACGGAUUGGGAGCCCAGCGUACAAUAG
Clonostachys solani is the source of this 1251-nucleotide messenger RNA. NCBI's taxonomy places the organism in Eukaryota, Fungi, Ascomycota, Sordariomycetes, Hypocreales, Bionectriaceae. The record is from the annotation of a GenBank genome assembly.